Molecule: messenger RNA, 489 nt
Organism: Tupaia belangeri chinensis (Chinese tree shrew)
Lineage: Eukaryota; Metazoa; Chordata; Mammalia; Scandentia; Tupaiidae
Product: olfactory receptor 6C65-like
Exons: 1
Biological process (GO): G protein-coupled receptor signaling pathway
Cellular component (GO): membrane
Molecular function (GO): olfactory receptor activity
Source: RefSeq, a predicted model, not a curated record
GGUUUCCUUGUUAUUUUCCCUCCCGUGAUUAUGGGCCUCCAGCUGGAUUUCUGUGACUCCAACAUCAUUGACCACUUCACCUGUGAUUCUUCUCCUUUGCUGCUGAUUGCUUGCACAGACACAGAGAUUCUACAGCUUAUGGCAUUUUUCUUAGCAAUAUUCACACUCAUACUAACUUUGGCCUUGGUGAUUCUCUCUUACACACUCAUCCUUAGAACAAUUCUGAAGAUCCCCUCAGCCCAGCAAAGGAAAAAGGCCUUUUCUACUUGUUCCUCCCAUGCAAUUGUAGUAUCCAUUUCUUAUGGGAGUUGUAUUUUUAUUUAUGUAAAAACAUCUACCAAAGAAGGUGUGGCUCUGAGCAAAGCUGUAGCAGUACUGUACAGCUCAGUUGUUCCCAUGUUGAAUCCUUUUAUUUAUACCUUAAGGAACCAGCAGGUGAAACAGGUCCUGAAGGGCUUCACUAAAAAAAUAUUAUCAAUCAAGCACUAA